AGGAUGACAACUAGUGCCAGUCCACUUGAUCUGUGGAUAUAAAACUAGGACAAGAUCAACUAGCAAAAGUUUGGAGAAAAACGAGCUUUUAUCGCCUCUUACAAUCUGAUAAAAAUGACAAGUGCAAGGUUACCGUUUAUUCCUAAAAGUCCCGGGUCUCUGAACAUUGUAUCAAAGUUGUCAGAGAACCAAGACGGGUCAAUGGGAAGGAAGGACGACAAGCAAGCAGUCUUCAAACUAACAAGUACUGGAUCGACAUAUCGGCUUCCAAACCCAAAAAAUCUCAAACCAUAUGUUGAUAGUGAGACUGGAGCAAUUGAUGCCUGGCCUGCCCAUGCUGCCAAACAACCACUUGUUAGGCUAACUACUGGGGAUCAGAACAGCAAGGAGCCCUCAAAACCUAAAUUCUUAGAUCGACUUGAAAAGUUUCUCAUGAAAGAGCUGAAGGCUUUGGAUUGUGCGGAUUCAGAUAAGCCAAGUGAGAAAAGGCUACAGGCUUUUAGGGAAGUAUUUGAGUAUCUGAUAAAUGACUUCAAGACAUACCGACCGCUUCUUUCAUUGAUAAAAAAUGAGUAUGAAAAGCUGAUUGAGCAUCAAAGAGAAAAGAUAAGAGAGCUAGAACCAUUGCAGAGCUUAAUAGUAACAAUAUCAGAGCGAUGUGACAAAAAGUUGAUGUCCAUUAAGCAAGAUGAAUUAGGAGAAAUUGCAAGUUUGAAAGUAGAAAAUGAUGAUUUGAAGAAGACUAUUGUGAAAAUGAGGGGGGAUGAAGUAGAUUUGAAUGAACAAGUGAAGAAGUUGCAAGAUGAAAUAGCAAUUGAAUACAGAAAAUACAGAGAUGAGUGUGAUGCAAGAAAAUUGUUAAUUCAAGACUUGAACGAUCUUAAAUACCAACAAGAUGAAGCUAAGAAGGCUCUUCUGGGAAAGCAGGAUGAAACUGGCGGUGAUGAUGUCACUAUGCUCAAGAUUGCUCUGAAGAAAGCAAGAGAAGAUCUCGAAGCAAAGACGCAAAAACUCGCUGAAGUUUUAGCAGAUUUUGGUGAUGUCGUGCCAAGAAGGGACUUUGAGAGGCUAGACGCACAGUUCAAGACUCAAACGGAGGAAAAGGAAGAUGUUGACAAAAAUUACCGGCUACUGAUGGACGAACACAGUGCUUUGAUAAGUGUACAUAAGAAGAUUGUGGAACAGAGAGAUCAUUUGGCACAAGAAUGUGAGGAGAUGAGACGAAGUGCCACUCCAAGGCCCGAUUGGAAUAAAUGCGAGAAAUACGUCGAAGGCGGGGCAGAGAGAUGGAAAGAGCUAGCAAAGGACAAAAGCAGUAACGAAUUAGUCGAUACUCUUUUAGCAGAGAUGACAGGCCAAGAUAUCGCUAUCAUCCAGGCUGGAGUCGGGGCAGCCAAUGAGUUCUUUUCAGGACUGGGCACUGGACCAGAUGUUCCAAGGUACCUACGAUGUGGAGGAGAAGUUGUCAACAGACGAAUUGGUAAACGAGAUUGUGCCAUGCUUAUAAAAGAUAUAUGGAAGGAAAGAGUUGAGCAUCUUAAAGAGAGGCCAGAAAAAGAAGUAGAAGAUUUCGACGAGUUUGUGUUCAGCGUUUUGAAGCUGAGAUUCGGCACAGAAGCUCUAGCAUACGAAUGGGGUUACAAUCUUCACGAUGCCUGCUCAAGAUACAACCAUGAGCCGAGAAUUGGGCUGUUUUUCAGCAUCCUUGGGGGCGAGGCCGAUGAAAAGCUAUACCAUGACCAGCUUUCAACAUUUGAAAAACUGGCCAAAGAAAUUUCGUCGAAAUCAGAGGGCUCGGAUACGAUUUCUUUAGAGGAUUUAAAGACGACUCUGAAAGGGUACUUUCCGUCAAAGGAUGAUGAAUCCAUUGAAACUUUGAUAAAUGAAUCUAUUAAAGACAAUGAAAAUAACACAUCAAAUUUUCAAAUCAAGAACCUAUUUGCUGAGGACGAUGAAGGAAAUUAUGGAGCAUUUUUGAAUAAAAUCGAGGAACAGGAUAAAGCCGAAAGAUUUCUUUAUAUUAAAGAACUAGAAGAAAAGCUUGGUGAUGAGCCAACACCAAGUUUCGACGAGGUUCGGCAAGCAUUUUUAGCGAUUAACCCUGGUAUCAGCGAAGCGACAUGUCAGUUGUACCUGCAGCGUGGCUUUGGACUAUCAGCUGAUAAACUGAAGGCAAACUUGAAAGUCGAGAAAAAUGCAUUAUUAAAGAACCUGCGUAGCGGCAGUAUCCGCCGAGUUUAACGAAAGACUUGUAACUUGUGCUUUUAGCAAAUGAAAAAGGGUUGAAUUAACUGGUGUAAAUAUUUGUGAAUAUGAAGGAAUAAUUUUUAUAUUACAUCUUUGAUUUAUGGCUACGUUUUCUGCUCUUCUCGCCAUUUUGCAAUUCAAUCAGUAAUCAACAUUCCUUUUUGUUUUUUCUCUCAAUUAUCUAUUGCAUUUACAGCCUUGUCUAUAUCUUCUUAAAACCAAAACAGUAUAUUUUCAUACUUUUUAAUGGCGGGUUACCUAAAAAUUUGGAUAGUCUUUGCAUAGAAUUAAAGAAGAAGUCUGCUUGAACAGGAAACACUGAAAAUUGGCCAACCCUAAGGGGUGACGUACAAAGAAUCUUGUUAAAGUGUUAGAACUACUGUUAUGUUAUUUGUAAAGUUCACUGGGUAGACAUUCCAUCGUCACUGUAACUUUGUUUUUUUCUAAAAAUUUUUUUAAGACUGUGCAUAAAAAUACACUGAAAUCUUACUUCUCUUGUCCUACCUAAGGGACAAGUUUUUGGUCUUAUCGUUGAAAAGCGAUUUAAUUACCGCUAAAUGAAUAGAGUUUUUAUCGUAAUUUUCUUUAAUCGAGAUACUCUCGAACCUUUUUGAAAAAAAGACAGUUUUCUUCCGCAAACAAUGUUACUAUAACAAAAAACUCGG
Molecule: messenger RNA, 2912 nt
Organism: Rhopilema esculentum
Lineage: Eukaryota; Metazoa; Cnidaria; Scyphozoa; Rhizostomeae; Rhizostomatidae
Product: translin-associated factor X-interacting protein 1
Cellular component (GO): cytoplasm
Source: RefSeq, a predicted model, not a curated record